AAAAAGUGGAAGGGAGGCCAGACAGGCGUGCUCGAGGACAUCCGUUCUCGAGGGAGAUUUUAGGUGCACCUCUACCUGCGAGUUUUAGGGAGAUAAAUUUGACCUUCGAUGGGUCGAGCGAUCCAUCGAGGCAUGUGAGGGCGUUUGAAUAUAUGUCCGUUUUUCACGGGUACUCAGAUUCGGUCAGCUGGAGCGCAUUCUUGUCGACCCUACGAGGAGGUGCGCUCGACUGGUUCCACCAAUUAGCUCCUGAUUCGAUCAGAGAUUUUGAGGAUUUUGCAGGACAACUUACCAAUCAAUAUUCGAGUGCGGUCGCGCAGGAGAAGACAUAUCUCACCCUGAUGGCGAUGCGGCAGGGCAAGAGAGAGUCUUUGCGAAAAUACAUUGCUCGGUACAACCAGAUGUGCUUGGAGUUACCUACGGCGGUCGAUGAGGUGAAGGCAGGGGGAUUGAUUAGGAGUCUACGACCAGGGCCAUGCCAGACGUCGUUGGAAAAGAUGCCUGCUCGAACUUACGAUGAGGUGCUGAAGAGAUGCAGGAAUAAGGAGGUCACAUGGCCGGCGACGAGAUUCGAGGGGCCGACGAAGCCCAGGUCGAACAGAUACUGCAGAUUCCAUAGGGAUUACGGACAUACCACGGAGGAUUGCAGGCACCUGAAAGACGAGUUCGAGCGUCUCACAAGGGCAGGACACUUAAAAGAGUUUGUCAUCUGUGAUCGACCACGAGGUAAGGAGAAAAGAAGGUGCAGGGAGGAUUCAGUGGCGAGAAGUGACAGGGACGAUGACAGAGAAGUCGAUUCCAGGAGGGAGAAGAGGAGACGAGGUGAUGAUGCUCGAGAGGAGCCGAGAGUGGAGAUGCCCGCGAAGAGGGGCACAAUUUAUAUGAUUUUCGGAGGGCCCACAGAUAGAGACUCGAACAAUGCACGAAAGGGGCAUGUGCGAGCCAUAAAACGCAAGAGGGAGGAGGUCGGGAUAACUGUUCGAAUGCCGAUGAUCAACUUUCGAGCAGAGGAUGCGGAGGGAGUUUUGCUGCCCCAUAAUGACGCGCUGGUCAUCACGACGGAAAUAGCGGGGUUCGACGUGAAGAGGGUGUUCAUCGACACUGGGAGCUCGGUCGAUGUGAUGUUCUAUGACUGCUUCGCGCAGAUCAACAAGCAUUUGAAUCUGGAGUUGAAACCAGUAGCGACGGCCUUGUAUGGUUUUAAUGGAGCUGAGGUGAUGCCAAUGGGUGAGGUGAGUCUAACUGUGGCGUUAGGGUCGGGGGAUACUAGGAAGGUAAGGAUGGUGAGGUUUGUAGUGGUUGGUAUAGAGUCUUCGUACAAUAUCAUCCUGGGGCGGACAGGUUUGAACGCGUUUCAAGCAGUCGUGUCUUCAUACCACAUGAUGAUCAAAUAUCCUGUGGGCGAAAAUGUGGGGGAGAUUGCUGGGGACCAGCUCACAUCGAGGAGGUGUUACCAAACCACA
Striga hermonthica is the source of this 1463-nucleotide messenger RNA. Lineage: Eukaryota; Viridiplantae; Streptophyta; Magnoliopsida; Lamiales; Orobanchaceae. The record is from the annotation of a GenBank genome assembly.